AUGGAGGCCGCGGCGGGGCGGGGAAUGGAGGCCGUGGCGCGGAGUUCGGAGCGGGCUGGGGCCGCCAUGCGGAGCCGCGCCGAGGUGGACGCCACGCUGCAGACGGCCAAGCUGAACCCGGCGGAGCUGCUGCCGGCCGUGCACUGCCUCAGCUUCAGCCCGCAGGCCGGCGGCGGCGAGUGCUGCCUGCUGCAGCUGGAGCCGGGGCUCUGCGCCGAACUGGAGGCGGGGCGCAGCCUAAUAAUUCGUGGUGAAAAGGAUGAACAUGCAGUGUUGUGCAGCAAAGAUAAAACUUAUGACAUGAAAAUAGCAGAUACCUCAAAUAUGCUGCUGUUUGUUCCUGGUUGCAAAACUCCAGAGGAACUGAAAGCAGAUCAGGCAUCUUGUAAUAUUAUUCAUUCACAGAUUGCUGGUUUCUCCAAAAACUAUUGGGAAUUAAGGAGAUGUCGACCAAAACUGAAGAAACUGAGGACGCUUUUAAUGGAAGAUCCAUAUGAAGGGCCUGAUAGUCAGAAAGAUCAGACUUCAACAUUUUCAAAGUAUACAACAGAAGAUUUGUUAAAUCUGAUUCAAGCAAGUGAGGAAGAAAUACUCCACCAAUUGCAGGUCAUAGAUGCCUGCAAAAUCAAAGGAUAUUGGAGAAUUCUAGACUUUGACUAUGAGAUGAAACUCUUGAAUCAUGUGACUCAGCUAAUAGACUCAGAGUCCUGGCCUUUGAGUAAGGUUCCUCUCUGUGCCUGCCUUGAAGAACUUGGAUCUCUAGAACCCAGAGAGAUGAUAGAACACAUUCUUUUAAGCUAUGGCAGGAAAUAUGUUGAUGAUGGGGAGGUUUUCUUUGAAAUGCAUGAAGAUAAAAUAUGCAGAGCUAUAGCACAAAUGCUUUUGCAAAAUGCAGUUAAAUUCAAUCUAUCAGAGUUUGAAGAAGUCUGGCAACAGAGUGUCCCUGAGGGGAUGACAGCAAGGCUUGAUCAGCUUCAGGGCUUGGCUCUUGUGGAUAGAAGUUCAAGACCAGAGACCAUCUUUCUGCUGAAAGUGGAAGACUUACCUGAAGACAAUCAGGAAAGAUUCAACAGCUUAUUUGGCAUACGGGAAAAGUGGACAGAAGUGGAUAUUACCCCUUAUAUACAAGACUUGUGUGCAGAGAAGCAGACUGUUGGUGCUCUUCUGACAAAAUAUGCUCGCUCCUCAAUGCUGAAUGGUGUUAAAGUUUAUAAUUCUAGAAGACCCAUCUCAUAACAAGUAUUGUUUGAAGAACUGAGGCUACUGAAUGUAGUAACAGUGAAUGUUACUUGCUGCUGCCUUCUGGGGAAAAGAGUGGCCAUCAUUAUACAGUGUACUUACAGGCUAUUUGAAUAUGUUGUAUUCUCUGCUCAGCUAAGCAGAGUGUGAGGACACUUGUGGCCUCUGAGGAAUGAUAUUCAGCUCACCUUCCUUUGCCAGCCUUCUUUGCCAACCUUCCUUUGCCCAACUUCUACUUCUUGAAUACACAUAAUCUUUUUAUCCAUAAGUCUGAAACAAAUAUUAAAAACUUCCUUGAUAAUAAUUCAAUCAAUUCAAUUGAAUAGCAAAAUAGAAAUUUUAGUCUUCUGCCCAUUAGUGGCCAUUCUUGAAGAUUAGGGUUUCAAUGCAGUGUUCACAUUUUGCACAGCAGAGAACUCAUCAAGCUCAUGAACAAAUCAUUCCCCACUGAGACUACAUCAGUCUUGAUUUUGAAAAGUGGUUCCUUUUAAGGUCAUGUCUAUGAACAACAUCAGCACCUGUCACUUUAAUACUUGGCAGAAUGGCCUUAUGUAUAUUGCCAAAAAAACCCUAAUUGCAGCGAAGUGUGAAUAUAAGAGAGAGAAGUUGGAUGAUGUGUUACAAAUUUCCUAUAACCUGUCAUUAAAUGUAGCUGAGGUAAAACUAAUGCUUUACAGAAGAGUACUUGUGUUUUUUUAAAAAGAACCUACAAAACUUUGUAGUACAAUUAUUUUUUUAAAACUUUGUUAGGGCUCAUGACAGCACAUAGAAAUUGUGCCUUACAGUUUUGUAAUGAUAAUACUGUUGUAUGUAAAUGAAACAGAAUGUUUUGAUGAUACUGCCAUGAAAUGGUGUACCUGAGAUGGUAAUCUUGUGAUCAUUAAAAAGGAUUGUUUGCAUGUCAGUAAACCAGAGUUUAAUAUUAGAUCGUUUUCAGGUUUAUAUUUUAAGCUUAACAGUCGUUGCUUAUUUGAUACAAAAAGGAUUCUUUCAUCAGACUCAGAUGUGAGGUAGGAAAUACCUUGGAACUGCCAGCAUUCCAGCUGUAGAGUGAGUGGGGAGAGUAGAGAAACUCCUCCUAAAUCAAAUGUAACUCAAGCUGCACACUGUGUGUGUACUUGGAAUAUGGUACAGAUAAAACACUGAAUAAAAGCUUCUUCCUGAGCUCUGUUUAUUGUUGCCCAGUGCUGCAAGGUCAGUGUCCUGUGCUGCACAUUGUUGGUGCAGGGCUGUGGUGUUUGACCAACUGUGUGAUGUAGAAGGGCUCUCUGCUGGGAAGGACUGCUUUGUUUGCUGUCUGGUUCCAGCAGCUCCGGUCCCCCAACAGCAGCAGCAGGUUCAGUCCCAGAGAUCAAUGGUUAUAUGAACAGAAAAGCCUUGGAAAUUCCCUCCAUUGCAUCACAGAAGGUCCCUUAGUUGAAAUAUGCAACACAAUUUAUACUUUUAUAUUUGUGCUCCAAGUUUGUAUUUACAUAGGUGUUUCUUUGUAAAACAAAUCAGAAAUUAAGUAUUUAAUGAAUAGAACUUUUUUACGGC
This is a messenger RNA of Zonotrichia albicollis (white-throated sparrow), 2775 nucleotides long. RefSeq names its product DNA replication and sister chromatid cohesion 1 (gene DSCC1). NCBI's taxonomy places the organism in Eukaryota, Metazoa, Chordata, Aves, Passeriformes, Passerellidae. Gene Ontology annotation, cellular component: Ctf18 RFC-like complex; chromosome, centromeric region; chromatin. The record is from RefSeq and is a predicted model, not a curated record. Gene Ontology annotation, biological process: maintenance of mitotic sister chromatid cohesion; mitotic sister chromatid cohesion.